Molecule: messenger RNA, 954 nt
Organism: Aspergillus sclerotioniger CBS 115572
Lineage: Eukaryota; Fungi; Ascomycota; Eurotiomycetes; Eurotiales; Aspergillaceae
Product: oxidase ustYa family protein
Exons: 2
Coding region: 1-912 (303 amino acids)
Biological process (GO): mycotoxin biosynthetic process
Source: RefSeq, a predicted model, not a curated record
AUGGCAGAGUACACGGAUGAGCUCUCCAGGGACUCUGGCAGUCUGGAGGAAGAAGAGAAGACGUCUUUUCUUCCUCAGCGGACUCAUGCCAGUAUAUCGAAGGUGAACCAGAGACCGGCAUGGCUAUGGCCGGUAGUAUGCGUCAACAUUUUGGUGCUGCUUUGCUCCUUGGCCACAUUAUUCGUGACUGUGUCCCUUCGCUCUCGACCAGCCUUGGGGUCUGAGAGAAACGCUCUGUUAAAACAAACCUCGGCCUACUCCCCCCUACUCGACGAAUUCGACAUCCCUCUCAAACAUGUCCGCAGUAAGAUUGAUUUCUUCGACAACUCCUCAAUCUUCAGCCAGCUUCCUAGCCCAGAGGUUGACGCCGCAUGGGGGACACUCACCCCGAUGAAGCGUGUCUACCUGACCACCGAGCAGGUAAUCAAACUGGGCAAAGAUCCGUCCCUGACAGUGCGCGACAAGAUCCAUCCCGACCUUCACAUUGGGAUCAUGAACGGAAUGCACGAGAUACACUGCCUGAAUCUCAUUCGACAGAACCUCCAUCGUGACUACUACUGGCCAGAGGGUAUCAGACACCCUGCUCACUGGCUGCAUCUCUAUCACUGCGUCAACGUAGUCUUGAACGCACUGACCUGCGCCGGAAACAUGGACGUGGUCACCUUCAAUUGGAUGGAAACCCAGGAGUUUCCUUUUUUCGAUUUCGGCAUCAACCGAGUCUGUCGGGACUGGGAUCGGAUUUUGGAAUGGCAGACGAAUAACCUCGAGACGGCGACCGCGGAUUCUUUCCGAAUGGGAGGGGAGAGAGAAAUCCCUGCCCCUGAUUUAUUAAAGGCUAUGAAUGCGCAGGACUCUGACGCUCGUGAAUAUACGCAUGAUGAUCCGGCAUUGACGGGGAACAUUGGAUUGUAGGGGUUGAUUUCAUAGAUUCAUGUGUCACACGGUAGUGUUUGG